This is a messenger RNA of Hyaloscypha bicolor E, 2388 nucleotides long. RefSeq lists its product as uncharacterized. NCBI's taxonomy places the organism in Eukaryota, Fungi, Ascomycota, Leotiomycetes, Helotiales, Hyaloscyphaceae. Bases 369 to 2246 code for a protein of 625 amino acids. The transcript is spliced from 2 exons. The record is from RefSeq and is a predicted model, not a curated record.
GCAGGUUUAACCAACAAUUAGUGGCAGUGUCUGGUGUCGGCUGCCACAAGGCAGCCUUCUCUUACGCCUGUGUAGGCUUUCUCUUUUUGAAAAGACUCUCUCAAGGCUGUGCCUCUUCCCCCACACCCUAGCUUUUCUCUCACACACAGGUGGUUUGGGGAUUUGAUGCAUCGACAGCGAGGCUGGGGAAACUUUCCGUGUGUAUUAGUUGCACCCUUGAAUGUGCAUGCCUAUCAAUAGAUUUGAGGCUAUCCAUAUAUCGCACACUUAACGAUCUGUCCACUUCCUCUCUUCGGCCUUGUCAUAUUCUAGAGCUAUCCAUCAUUAUUCAACGUUAUCCUUUCGAUUAUUGUUAUAUCUUUUCAACUAUGCCGACCAACUGGGGUCUCCGCCGCAUCUUGGGCGUCAAUCCAGGAGAUCGCACGUGCGUGGGAUACGCACAAAGCAAAAAAAGACGAUGUACAAAGCCUAUCAACCGUCAUGAUUGGCCCGCAGCAUCUCAGCUUCUUGAUCAAAUGGAUCGAUUAGAAGAUCUACGUGAUGCCAUUGAGGAUCUAGAAGAGCUUGCUGGUCUAUUACUUUGCAAUGAAUGGCACAACAGCCUAUCAAGGCCCCAGCACUCUCAGGUCGAUAAGAUGUAUAGAAAAUGGAAAAACGUCAUUGAAGAAUACGUAAGACUGAAGGAGCAAGAGGAUGCAGCGGCAGAGAGGCAGGCACAGAGGCAGAGAGAAGCACAGAGAGAAGCACAGAGAGAAGCACAGACAGAAGCACAGAGAGAAGCACAGAGAGAGGCUGAGAGAAGGUCAAUUGCGAUGGAAGUGAUAACCGAAUUAGAAGAAGAGCAGCUAGACACGGUUCGUACCGCUAGACCGUUAUCAGCACUAUCUUCCGCCUCCGAUGUUGCAAACAUCGAUGAUCCUUUCGUGACCCAAGAAGCCUCCUCUUCUAGACCAAACAUUUUUACUCAAUUCGCGCUAACCGACAACAACGAGGAGGGGGAUGAGGCAGAGGAGGACGGUGGUGUCUUCUCUGGCAAUUUUUCGUCCGAGGAAGAAAAUGAGCUAUCUGUGCGCGAAAUGAUGAGGCCGGAGCUGCCAUACAUGCCUUCUCUCCCAGCCCAUGAUGGGCCUUCUUCACCGACACAGAACCAUAAGAUAGCCAUCGCCAAGCAGCAAGAGACUGGGUCAGCCACCGCAACCGGCCCCAAAACAAGUUCAAUGGCAAAAUUUGCUCUCGAAUUCGGAUCCAGGCCUGCCGGCCAGGUUCCAUUUUUAUUCGAAACUCCGAUAAAGUUCAAGGCUACUCGUGGAGAAAUUCCUCCAUCUUCGGGCACGACAAGUUUUACAGCUUUCUCUAAUUCCAGCUUCAGUAUGCCGACAUCUUCAACAUCGACAACUCCAGAGAAGGAGACCCCUGAGGCGCCAGAACGCAUUCCAUUGAAAGAGAAAGUGGUCAAGCCAAUAAAUGAGGCUUUGCUAACCAAUUUUGGAUCACCCUACCAGUUCGGGUCUGGAGGCGAGAAACAAUUUGAGUUUGAAACUCCCAUCACGCCCCGGAAAUCAUCGGUACCAAACCACUCAAGUACACAUUCAGGACAUUUGUUCAAACUCGCACCGUCAGACGGUAACCAAGAGGCCGCAAGUACUUCUUCGCAGCCCUCUGAACGUUCUGAACUACCAGAUCUUGCCUCUCCAGCACCAAUCAAUGCACCAUACGCCAACGACUUCGUAGCACAACCAAUCACACCGCCACGGAACAAUGAAGAAUCAUUUGGCUAUGCAAACGUCACCCCAAACUCCACUCGCUAUACCACAUAUCUCCCUGCAAGGCAGCAAUAUGGCCUUAUUACGCCUCCCGAAACCCCUGAGAUGUUGAUGGGGGCCUUAGCCAAACCGAUGGGUGGGGCGGGCUAUUUUUGGGAUGAAAGGUCGAGAGAAGGCGGUUCACCGAAUCCUAUAGUUACGAGAAAACCAUUACCUAGGUCACCGCCGCCACAGCUCGAAGCUGGAGGUGAGGGACCAGCGGGGAUUUGUGCAGCUUGUAGGCGGGAGUGCGGGCAAGAGGCAGGAGACUGCGGCUGUGGUGAAGGUUGGGAGGACGAGUUGGAGUCUCGAGCCGGUUGUCUUGAAAGAUUUGGGUUCUGGAGAUUGAAGCAGAGGGUCGUGGGGAGGUUGGCAGUCGUGAGAGGGAGGAUCUCAAGGAAGAAUGGGAAUGAGAUUCUUCGUUCAAGCAACGAAAAUUUAUAGGAGAGAGGUUGGCUAUAUUGGCAUUCUGUAUUGUACAUUAAACACUGCUCUAGAGCAUAUCAUAUCUUAUCCAUUUCAGCUAUGAUCACACUCUACUCCUGCCACAAGACUUCUUGUCUGCGGCGUCCAGGUUCAAACCUUU